GUUUCGUAAAGAAGAAAUCCCCAAAUCUCCCAAACCCUAAUUUGAAUCUCUCUCUCUCAUGAAACCAAGAAGAUUAUUCUCUUCUUAGAUUCUCCCAUAUGUUGACCUCACCAUGCUCUUCUUCGUCUGUCCUCUUCCACCGCCCAGCUCUCUCCAUCUCGCGCUCCAAGUUUAGGCUUCCUCGUCGAGUUCUAGUCUCCCCUGCUCUCACCCACGUUUCUCCUCUCACUGCUUCCCCUUCCAAGUCCACCAAGCACAAAUGGAAGAUUCAGUGCUUCAGAAAUGAGGUUUCUGCUCCCGAGAAUCAAGAACCGGAUGAAGUAGUUAAGAAGCCAGAUCAAGAUAUUCAGCAGCCAUGUACUGAUCAAAAACCUUGGAACACUACUCUCCAAAAGGCUGCAGAUGCAGUUUUGAAGGGAAUUGGUACUCGUUGGAAGGUACCAUGGACUGCUGAGACCAUUGUUCAGGUAAUGCUUUUAUGGGUAGCCGCCUUCUGGUUCAUUGGAUCAUGGAUGAUCCCAUUCAUGGCCCACAUAUCAGGUUUCCACAAGGACUCUCUCACAUUUAGAGGCCAAGCUUUGUUCAGUCUUAUUACCGAUGUAACAGAAGGACUAGCCGGAAUUGCCAUCCUCCAUCGUUGCCUCUCUAUGUUCCGUCCACUUGCAAGUGAUUGGUUCCGCUUUACCCUCAAAGGAAACUGGCAGCUAGACGUCAUCGUAGGCUGUUUCAUGUUCCCUUUCGUUAACCGUCUUUCCCAGUUAAACCUCAACCUCCUGCCACUCCCGCCAACCUCGAGUCCCGUCUCGUUCUCUAGUGUGGAGCAGUCGAUCAUGGCAAGAGACCCUGUGGCGAUGGCGCUUUAUGCGGUUGUGGUGUCUGUUUGUGCACCGGUUUGGGAAGAGAUAGUGUUCAGAGGGUUCUUGCUGCCGUCUCUGACUAGGUACAUGCCGGUUUGGUGUGCGAUUCUUGUGAGUUCGGUUGCGUUUGCUUUGGCGCAUUUCAAUGUGCAGAGGAUGUUGCCUUUGGUGUUCCUUGGAGUGGUUUUGGGUUUGAUAUUCGCGAGGUCAAGGAACUUGUUGCCUUCGAUGCUGUUGCAUAGCUUGUGGAAUGGCUUUGUGUUCAUGGAAUUGAUGCGGUGAUGAGGACGACGACUAUAUCUCUUAUGUAGGGUGUCUGUGUCUUUUACCCCUUAUUCUUGUAAUCGAUUCAUGUUAUGAUUCUUAGAUAUUUCAUUAAAUGGACAGUUCAACUGUAAAAAAAAAAGAAAAAAAUUGUUAAAAGGAAA
Messenger RNA from Brassica oleracea var. oleracea, 1285 nucleotides. RefSeq lists its product as uncharacterized. Gene Ontology annotation, biological process: CAAX-box protein processing. Gene Ontology annotation, molecular function: metalloendopeptidase activity. The transcript is spliced from 4 exons. The coding region runs from base 99 to 1139 and encodes 346 amino acids. The record is from RefSeq and is a predicted model, not a curated record. Gene Ontology annotation, cellular component: membrane. NCBI's taxonomy places the organism in Eukaryota, Viridiplantae, Streptophyta, Magnoliopsida, Brassicales, Brassicaceae.